This is a messenger RNA of Kockovaella imperatae, 3447 nucleotides long. Its product is annotated as ANTH domain-domain-containing protein. Gene Ontology annotation, molecular function: clathrin-cargo adaptor activity; clathrin light chain binding; phosphatidylinositol-3,5-bisphosphate binding. Gene Ontology annotation, biological process: actin filament organization; clathrin coat assembly; endocytosis. The coding region runs from base 149 to 3361 and encodes 1070 amino acids. Gene Ontology annotation, cellular component: clathrin-coated vesicle; actin cortical patch. The transcript is spliced from 11 exons. NCBI's taxonomy places the organism in Eukaryota, Fungi, Basidiomycota, Tremellomycetes, Tremellales, Cuniculitremaceae. The record is from RefSeq and is a predicted model, not a curated record.
CCCCUUCUUUCUUUCUCAACAGCAUCUCACUUCAUCAUCGUCGAGAUCACUGGACAACUGCUCUAUUCGUAGUGGACGAGCUUCCCAACUCUUGCCGGGCGCGCCAAAACUUUCAGGUCAAGGAGGAUCUUGACUUGACGACCGAACAAUGUUCAGCCAUCGUCAUAAUGGAGAUUACGAGGACUACUCUACAUCUAGGACCUCCAACGUCAACCACACACCCACUCGUCCGGUUGACAAGGAGAAGACAGAAACAGAGCUGACCCAGAACAUCAAAAAGGCAACCUCGGCAGAAGAGACCGCACCGAAGCAGAAACACGUACGAAAAUGCAUUGUCUACACAUGGGAUUACCAUUCCUCCCUCCCCGUUUGGAAUGGUCUUCGUACGCAGCCGAUCCUGGCGGACGAGGUGCAAACCUUCAAGGCUUUGAUCGUCGUCCACAAGUUGCUGCAGGAAGGACAUCCAGUGACGCUCAAGGAGGCUCACGCUCAGACCGGAUGGGUAGAAACAUGCGGCCGAACAGUUGGCGAUGCCGGGAAAGGAUACGGCUCCCUGAUCAAAGCAUACACAUCCUUCAUCCUUUCCAAGCUACGCUUCCACCGACAUCAUCCAGAGUUCAAUGGACUUUUCGAAUACGAAGAGUAUAUCAGUCUGAAAAACAUUGAUGAUCCGAACGAAGGCUACGAAACCAUUACGGACCUCAUGACUCUGCAAGACCAGAUUGACUCUUUCCAAAAGCUCAUCUUUGCUGCCUUCAGAGGCUCGGCAAACAACGAAUGCCGUAUCUCAGCUCUUGUCCCCCUGGUGAAGGAGAGUUUCGGCAUCUACAAGUUUAUCACCAGCAUGUUGCGAGCGAUGCAUCGACGAACUGAUGCCGAGGAUGCCAUGUCACCCCUGCGGGAGCGCUAUAACGCCCAGCAUUUCAACCUUCGGAGGUUUUACUAUGAGUGCUCAAAUCUCAAAUAUCUCACUGGUCUCAUCAAUGUUCCGAAAUUAGGACAGGAGCCACCCAAUUUGAUUGACAGCGGGGAAGCACCGGAGAUUCCCGAGCGACCACAGGUCGAGGCCAAGCCAAACAUCCCCCGAUCGGAAUCUCCCGCCGCUACCCAAGGCGAGAUCGAGGAGCAGCGUCGUAUGCUCGAGGAAUACGAGCGGAAGCAGGCAGCACUCGUUGCGCAAAGAGAGAAAGAGCAGCAACGACAGCAGGAUGAGAAGCGAAGGCAGGAGGCCGAGUACGCUGAACAGCAGAGAUUACAGCAGGAGAGGGAGCGGCAGGCACAGGAGCAACUGCUGAGGGAGCAAAUGAAUCAGCAGUGGAACCAACAGCAGAAUGGCGAGGUGGCUCAACUACAGCAGGACAUGCUUGCCAUGCGGGGCCAAUAUGAAAGGGAUCAGAUGCUUUUGGAACAGUACGAUCGACGUGUCAAGUCUUUGGAGAGUGAGCUCGGUCUAAUAGGCGCCAACGUCGGAGCACAGAUGUCAGCCAAGGACGAUCUUAUCAAGCAGCUUCAGCAGCAAAUCGAGGUCUGGAAGAACAAGUAUGAAGCCUUGGCCAAAUUAUACUCCCAACUUCGAGGCGAGCACUUGGAUCUGCUGAAUCGCAGUAAGGGCUUCCAGCUCAAGGCAAACUCAGCCCAGGAGGCCAUAGACAAGAUGGAGCGCAUGGAACGCGAUGUCAAGGCGAAGAAUCUGGAGCUUGCGGACAUGAUCCGGGAAAGAGACAGGGCGAGAUACGAUGUCGACCGCAUGAAAUCCAGCCACAAGGAAGAAAUCGAUCGUAUCAAGCGCGACCUCAACUUUGCUCAUGAGCGUGCUGAGGAUGCUUCACGUAACAAGAGCUCGGAGGUAUCCGGUAUCAUGUCUAAAUACAAUCGUCAGCUCACUGAACUUGAAGACUCUCUGCGGUCCAAGCAAGUUCACAUUGACGAUCUCCUCGCCAAGAUCGAUGCCAAAGACGCCGAACUGGCAAGAAUGGUAGAGGAAAAGGAACAGGAGUUACUCAUAAUGCAGGAAGGCAUGGAUUCGACGCUGAAAGAGCUCAGCGACUUGAAGAUUAGUCAAGGCGACACAAGUCAAGCAUUCGACGCCCAGGUUGACACAUUAAUCCUCGAUCACCGCAAAGAGCUCAACGCGAUCAUCGAUUCCAUACUCCAAGCAUGCGUUCAGAAGGUCGACGACGCGAUGUAUGAGCUGGAGGCCCCUAUGCAGACAGGAAAUACGACCGCCACGCCUGAGUACACCCUUUCGAUGAUUGAAAAAGCCAUGACCAACGCUACUGAGUUUGCAUCGACCUUCAACCUCUUCCUGGGAAGGAAAAAGGGCGGCGGUCACGUAGAUGUCAUCAAAGCCGCCAACGAAUUUGCCCAAUCUCUCUCGGAAACUUUGCUGAGCUCGAAGGGGAUCACCCGUCUGGCCAACAGCGACGACGCUUCGGAGAAGCUGGUGCGAAUCGCAAAAGUAACGGGGGAGACUGGUCAGCGCUUCUUCCUCAACCUGCAGUCCUUCCGACUGUUGGCCGGCGGCAAGACGGAGGACGUCGCCUUGCGCUUAAAUGCAGAAGCCCGUGGCGCACUGACGAAGCUUGCCGAAGUUGUGGAAAGUCUUGUUCCCAAGUCCAAAUCCAAUCUCACGGCCGCCAACGGGGACAUUGGGGAUCUCGUCAAUCAGGAAAUGCAGAAUGCCGCUAGGGCUAUCGAGGCUGCUACUCAGAGACUACAGACACUGAUGGCGAGACCAAAGGGGCCGAAGUACAAUGCUCUCGAAGUCAACGUGCACGACGCCAUACUAGAGGCCACAAUGGUCAUCACGAAUGCUAUUGGACGGCUCAUUCAGGCUGCGACAGAGAGUCAGGAGGAGAUUGUCCGCGAAGGCAAGGGUUCGAGCACGACACAGCAAUUUUACAAGCGCAACAACCGUUGGACGGAAGGCCUCAUUUCCGCGGCAAAAGCCGUCGCCUACGCUACCGGGUUGCUCAUCGAAAGCGCGGACGGGGUCAUUUCUGGGACUCAUUCGCUGGAGCAGCUCAUUGUGGCCUCCAAUGAGGUGUCUGCAGCGACAGCGCAACUGGUGGCAGCAUCGCGAGUAAAAGCUUCUCUUAUGUCGAACACUCAGCAGAGGCUCGAAAUCGCAUCGAAAGCGGUCACUGACGCUUGCAAAGCCUUGGUCAAACAGGUCAAGACCAUCACCUCGCAACAAGUGGAUGAUGAUCACGUAGACUACAAAUCAAUGCCCUCACACGAGUUCAAGGUGCGGGAAAUGGAACAGCAGGUGGAGAUCUUGAAAUUGGAGAAGGAGCUUGGGGCAGCAAGGAGACGACUGGGAGAAAUGCGCAGGGCAGGUUAUCAUCAGGACGCAGACUAAGAUCGAAUCUGAGUGUGACAUAAUUGCAAACGUCUGUAGUUCUGGUACAACUGGUGAUGGGGUCAUGUCGAAAUGCCAAGGAGAUU